Messenger RNA from Zychaea mexicana, 801 nucleotides. RefSeq names its product ADP-ribosylation factor. The transcript has 4 exons. Lineage: Eukaryota; Fungi; Mucoromycota; Mucoromycetes; Mucorales; Lichtheimiaceae. The coding region runs from base 88 to 630 and encodes 180 amino acids. Gene Ontology annotation, molecular function: GTPase activity; GTP binding. The record is from RefSeq and is a predicted model, not a curated record. Gene Ontology annotation, cellular component: plasma membrane; cytoplasm. Gene Ontology annotation, biological process: vesicle-mediated transport; intracellular protein transport.
GCGGUCUUUUUGCUGAAAGUGCCUAGACAAAAUAGUGUUCUCUGUUCACCUUUCAAUCUUUUCCCCCUUUUCCCGCAAUCACACAAUAUGGGUUUAAGUUUCUCUAAGCUCUUUGAUCUCUUCGGCAAGAAAGAGAUGCGCAUUCUGAUGGUGGGUCUUGAUGCCGCCGGUAAGACCACCAUCUUAUACAAGCUCAAGUUGGGCGAAAUCGUCACCACCAUUCCUACCAUCGGUUUCAACGUGGAAACUGUCGAGUACAAGAACAUCUCGUUCACCGUGUGGGAUGUCGGAGGACAGGACAAAAUCCGACCUUUGUGGAGACAUUAUUUCCAAAAUACUCAAGGUAUCAUCUUUGUUGUCGACUCGAACGAUCGCGACCGUGUGUCGGAAGCCCGCGAUGAACUUCAGCGCAUGUUGAACGAAGACGAACUGCGUGAUGCACUUUUGCUUGUGUUUGCCAACAAGCAGGAUCUGCCCAAUGCCAUGAACGCAGCUGAAAUCACGGACAAACUGGGUCUCCACUCUUUGCGCAAUAGACACUGGUACAUUCAGACCACCUGUGCAACCAGCGGUGAUGGUCUCUAUGAGGGCUUGGAAUGGCUGUCAAACAACUUGAAGAGAAGACAGUAAACAUUGGGGGAACAGAACAGACAAGAAGAGGAAAAGUAGGAUAAGCAAGAGCCAAGUAAUGCGUGAGAGGGAGAGAGAGAGUAAAAAGGAUAAGAGCAUAUCUUACUUGACGAACAAGCAGCAAUAGCCCUUGAUACUCUCGGGUCUCUCUCUCUGUGUGUGUAUCUCUCU